AGCAUCCUGGCGGCGGAGCGGCGGCCCCGGCCGGGCUGAGCUCGCGUCCUGCCGCAGUCUCUCGGCCGCUAGUCCGGGCGAACGCGAGCGCGGAGACCCCCGCGGGUCGGUCAGCACUGGCGGCUACCGCCGCGGCUCCCACGCGCAAUCGCCGCCCCGCGCCUCGGCAACGCAAGCCACAGGCUGGGCUGCGCAGCGUGGGAGGGCUUCGCGGUCCCGGGGGACCGAUUCCGAACUUGCAGGGGACCGCGGCUCUCCCGGGCCUGGAGAGUGUGAACAGGAUUGCAGAUUUACAAUGAUAUGGUGAAUCCAAAGGCUGGAACCAACAAGAUUUUCUCAGCUCUUCAGUGUGCACGACAGUGAAUUAUCUACCAACACCCAGCAUGGCUAAAAGUGCAGAGGUCAAACUGGCGAUAUUUGGGAGAGCAGGUGUGGGCAAGUCAGCUCUUGUAGUGAGAUUCCUGACCAAACGGUUCAUCUGGGAAUAUGAUCCCACUCUUGAAUCAACUUACCGACACCAAGCAACCAUUGAUGAUGAAGUUGUCACCAUGGAGAUACUAGAUACUGCUGGUCAGGAAGAUACCAUUCAGAGGGAAGGACACAUGCGAUGGGGGGAAGGCUUUGUGCUGGUCUAUGACAUUACUGACCGAGGAAGUUUUGAAGAAGUGCUGCCACUUAAGAACAUCCUGGAUGAGAUCAAAAAGCCCAAGAAUGUGACUCUCAUCUUGGUUGGAAACAAAGCUGACUUGGACCACUCCAGACAGGUUAGUACGGAAGAAGGGGAGAAGCUGGCUACUGAAUUGGCAUGUGCUUUUUAUGAGUGUUCUGCCUGCACUGGAGAAGGGAACAUCACUGAGAUAUUCUAUGAGCUAUGUCGAGAGGUGCGUCGCAGGAGGAUGGUCCAGGGCAAGACGAGGCGACGCAGCUCCACCACGCACGUCAAACAAGCCAUUAACAAGAUGCUUACCAAAAUCAGUAGUUAGGUGGCUCUGUUCUUGCAAAAGCCCUACUGAGGUGGGUCGGGUAAUUGGAAACACUUUCUCGCCCUUUACUCCUGUUGGCCCCCCUAAAAUAAAAGAAAAUACUCCAUUCCUUGUUCUGACUCUGGGAAAUGUCUGGGCUUCCGGUUGUUCCCAGGUCUCCCAUAUGUUGAAAAGUUAUAGAGUGUUUUAUGCAAUUUUAGUGCUGACAAUUUCUCCCUUUCCUGCUUGAAUAAGAUGCACUCUAUUGCAGUUUGAACCUAUAAUCACCAGAGAUUCUGAAAUGGCUGGGUUUGUAUUAAGCUAUUCUUAGGCAUCCUCACCUUGCUUCAAGACUUUUCUAAGGCAUCUUGAAAUUUCAUUCCUUGUCAAAGACUUCAAAUGAUCAUCUUAAAAGUGGAAGGUAAUAGAAAAUACAGUAAAAACCCAGGAAGAGCCGCUGAGAUACUGGAGCAGGGAGUAGAGCCCUAGUUCCUCUUUGAAUUGAGGAUUUUCAUAAUUAUCUCAAAUUGUCUAGCUUUUCUUUAACCCUUAUUUUGUUCUUGAAUUCAAACGCGUUGUCACAAAGUUUUCCACUGUAGUAGAGUUCCCUUUCAAUUCGAGUGGGUUCUCUCAAUGAGCUCUUGAUCCUUGUACUCUGAUUCUUCUUCUGUGGCUUCAAUAAAGUUUCACUAUAAGAGAGGCAGAAGGAUCCUUCAAUUCAGAUCCUGCUGGGCCAUUUCUCACCAAGCCCAGGGUCAUGUAAAGACAUUAGGAGUCUUUUCACCAAAUCCUGACUUCACUGAAUGCUAACAGAGGAUUUAGAAUCGGAGAUGUCUGAUUCAUUUCUCUCUCUCUCUGCUUAUCAUCUUAGCAGAAAGACAACAGUCCAAAAAAACAGGAAAAUUAAGAAUGAAGCUGAGCUACCCUUCCACUGGGGAGCCAAGGCUCUAAUGCCAGGCACAGUAAGAAAAAGUAGCCUCUGAUUCAUUAAAUUGGCUAAAUGACUUCCAUUUUGGAUAAAUUAAUUCACUUAGAAUUCAGAAAAGAAUGUGUGAUUGAAGUUCACUAUCCCUGAAUAAAUGUGUAUAAAACAGAUUCCUAUAUUGUGAAAGUACAGUCUGUAACUGAUAAAACUUUAUGUUUUUUUUCCCUCUUAUGCCCCCAUAUAUCAAGAUUUGGGCACUUUAUUUUAGAAGAAAAUAUAUAUCUUUCACAUAUGUGUGUAUUUAUAAAUGCAUAGAUAUAUGUGUAAAAAUUUGUAAGAGCUGGAAGCUUUAAUUCACCAAUGCAUUUGGAUAAAUUGAUGUAAUUAUUUUAUGUGAUAUAAUAAAAAGCAUAAUUUUC
Neomonachus schauinslandi (Hawaiian monk seal) is the source of this 2306-nucleotide messenger RNA. RefSeq names its product RAS like estrogen regulated growth inhibitor (gene RERG). Lineage: Eukaryota; Metazoa; Chordata; Mammalia; Carnivora; Phocidae. The record is from RefSeq and is a predicted model, not a curated record. The transcript has 5 exons. Gene Ontology annotation, molecular function: GTPase activity; GTP binding. Bases 384 to 983 code for a protein of 199 amino acids.